This is a messenger RNA of Lathyrus oleraceus (garden pea), 2284 nucleotides long. Lineage: Eukaryota; Viridiplantae; Streptophyta; Magnoliopsida; Fabales; Fabaceae. The record is from RefSeq and is a predicted model, not a curated record.
AAAAAAAAGUAAAACCCGUAUUUGUUUCUGGGUCGGGUAGACUCACUUUAGGUCCAAAAAAACUCGAUUUGAAAAAUCUCCAGCCAAACAACAAACAAACCAAAAGCAAUUGUUACACCUUCAAUGGUGAUUUUCUCGAGAAAAUUCUAACUGUACAAUUUCUCUCUCUUUAUCCAAUCAUUAGAUCCGAUCCAAAUCCCCUUCAGAUCAAGAUUCGCAUUGCAGAUUUCGAGAAAAUUUCAUUUUGAUUUUCGAUUUGCGUUUUGAAAUCGAGCGAAUCUUGGAUUCACAUCGACAUGGCUAUGGUGGAUCAACCUCUGUAUCCGAUUGCUGUUCUAAUCGAUGAGUUGAAGAACGAGGAUAUUCAACUGAGGCUGAACUCGAUCCGUAGGCUUUCAACGAUUGCGCGUGCGUUGGGUGAGGAGAGGACAAGGAAAGAGCUGAUUCCUUUCCUUAGCGAGAAUAACGACGAUGAUGAUGAGGUGCUUCUUGCAACGGCUGAGGAAUUGGGGGUUUUCGUUCCUUAUGUUGGUGGUGUGGAGCAUGCUAGCGUUUUGCUUCCGCCUUUGGAAACUCUUUGUACCGUUGAGGAAACUUGUGUUAGGGAUAAGUCAGUUGAGUCCCUUUGUAGAAUUGGUUCUCAGAUGAGGGAACAAGAUUUGGUUGAACACUUCAUUCCUUUAGUUAAGAGGCUGGCUUCUGGUGAGUGGUUCACUGCCCGAGUUUCUUCAUGUGGCUUGUUUCAUAUUGCCUACCCUAGUGCACCAGAUGCAUUGAAGACUGAACUAAGAGCCAUAUAUGGGCAGUUGUGUCAAGAUGAUAUGCCUAUGGUUAGGAGAUCUGCUGCUACCAACCUGGGAAAAUUUGCUGCUACCGUUGAAGCUGCUCACUUGAAAACUGACAUCAUGUCUGUGUUCGAUGAUCUCACACAGGAUGAUCAAGAUUCUGUUCGGCUUCUUGCUGUUGAGGGUUGUGCAGCUCUUGGAAAAUUGUUGGAGCCUCAAGAUUGUGUGGCACAUAUUCUUCCUGUUAUAGUCAAUUUUUCUCAGGAUAAGUCAUGGCGCGUUCGUUACAUGGUUGCCAAUCAACUCUAUGAGCUCUGUGAAGCUGUUGGUCCUGAUUCCACCAAGACGGAAUUGGUUCCUGCAUAUGUUCGGCUGCUGCGUGAUAAUGAGGCAGAAGUACGUAUUGCUGCUGCUGGGAAAGUGACCAAGUUCUCCCGCAUAUUAAGUCCUGAACUAGCCAUUCAGCAUAUUCUACCAUGUGUAAAGGAGUUAUCAACAGAUUCAUCUCAACAUGUUCGCUCUGCAUUGGCUUCGGUUAUAAUGGGAAUGGCACCGGUCUUAGGGAAGGAUGCAACAAUUGAGCAACUUCUCCCUAUUUUCCUCUCUCUUUUGAAAGACGAGUUUCCUGAUGUCAGGCUAAAUAUUAUCAGCAAGCUUGAUCAAGUGAACCAGGUUAUUGGUAUUGAUCUCUUAUCUCAGUCGCUUUUACCAGCUAUCGUUGAGCUUGCUGAGGAUCGGCACUGGAGAGUUAGACUUGCAAUCAUAGAAUAUAUACCAUUGUUAGCAAGUCAGUUGGGUGUAGGCUUUUUUGAUGAUAAGCUUGGAGCUCUUUGCAUGCAAUGGCUAAAGGACAAGGUAUACUCAAUCCGUGAUGCAGCUGCCAAUAAUGUCAAACGCUUAGCAGAAGAAUUUGGACCAGAGUGGGCAAUGCAGCAUAUUAUUCCCCAAGUUUUGGACAUGAUUAAUGAUCCACAUUACCUGUAUCGGAUGACAAUUCUACACGCAAUUUCUCUGUUAGCUCCUGUUCUGGGCUCAGAAAUUACUUCCACAAACCUGCUUCCUCUAGUCGUUAAUGCAUCAAAGGAUCGGGUACCCAAUAUCAAAUUCAAUGUUGCUAAAGUAUUGCAGUCUCUAAUUCCAAUUGUUGAUGAAUCUGUUGUGGAGAGUACCAUCCGUCCAUGUCUUGUUGAGCUUAGCGAGGAUCCGGAUGUUGAUGUGAGGUUUUUUGCUUCUCAAGCACUACAAUCUAGUGAUCAAGUGAAGAUGUCCAGCUAGAUCAAUAUUGCUACAUACUGUCUUUAGUUAUUUUUUACUUGUAAUAUUCAAUUGCUCAAUCCUUUGUAUUAAGUUAUUGUUGAGAUCCUGCUUUGCUUUUUUCUUUCUAUCUGAUACCUAUGCUACCAGGUUUUCUGUAGUUAUAAAAACAUUGUCCGGAAGUGGGAUGAUUUUUGACGCACACACUAAUUUUAUGAUUAACCAUUGUGGUUAUUUUGUAAGAA